GAAUUAUAAGGUUGAGAAAUAGCAUUAAGAAACCAGUUUGUUACAAACAUUUGUUGAGAGUGCACGCUUUGAGUGUUGUUUUUUAUCGAGAAAAUAAUGGGUUCUGCAACAAUCCUGCUGUCUGUCCUGGCCGUGGUGCUGAUGGUGUCCUACACCGAAGCUGCCGGAAACUGCCCGCUACCAUCGAAGGUGUACGGUUGCAGCCCCAAGUGCGUCCAGGACUACGAGUGCAGCCACGGCAAGGUGUGCUGCUCCAACUCCUGCAACGCCAAGUCUUGUACUGAACCCGCUGCUAAUGGCGCUGGGUCUAGCAGCUCCAGCAAAUACCAGACUGGUGGAGCUGGGCAGUACUGCGACAACGUGAAGUGUAACUCUUUCGAAGUUUGCAAGAUGGACCCUUCCACUAAGCGUCUGAAGUGCAGCAGACCUUAAGACUGUGUAUAUGUUUAUGUAAAUCUACAAAAGU
Spodoptera exigua (beet armyworm) is the source of this 466-nucleotide messenger RNA. NCBI's taxonomy places the organism in Eukaryota, Metazoa, Arthropoda, Insecta, Lepidoptera, Noctuidae. The record is from the annotation of a GenBank genome assembly.